This is a messenger RNA of Phragmites australis (common reed), 3996 nucleotides long. Its product is annotated as protein FAR1-RELATED SEQUENCE 12-like. The transcript has 8 exons. Gene Ontology annotation, molecular function: zinc ion binding; DNA-binding transcription factor activity. Bases 277 to 3819 code for a protein of 1180 amino acids. Gene Ontology annotation, biological process: regulation of DNA-templated transcription. Lineage: Eukaryota; Viridiplantae; Streptophyta; Magnoliopsida; Poales; Poaceae. The record is from RefSeq and is a predicted model, not a curated record.
UCUCAGUCGCAGAUUGACUGUGCGCGCUGCUUUGACACGGCGCCUCUCGGGCUCCCAUCGGAUCCCCACGCCUUCCCGGCCCUUCCCCCCCUCAUCCCACUCUCGCCGGCCACCGCAGCCAAGGCAAGACGCCUCCUCCCCACACCCGAUCUCUCCUCCCACCUCCGAUCGCUACGUAAACCCCACCUCCUCCCCGCCCACUCUCCCCACGCCUCGCUUGCCGCGCAAACCCGCGCCAUUUCAAAUCCCGCACAAACCCUAGACCCCAUACCCCGCAUGGUCGACCAGGCCGCAGCGCCGGCGCCGGCGCUGGCGGCGACCGCCGUCCUGCUUCCCCCGCCGGAUCCCGACGAGCCGCUCCGUGCUGAUAAGGAGGACGCUUCAGCGGCGGGAGCAGCGCCGGGCGAGCGGUGCAGGGCGAUGAUGGAGGUGGUGGCGAAGGACGGGGCGGGGGGCAAAAGCAAGUGGAAGGUGUCCAAGCUGGUGGUGGAGCACAACCACGAGCUGCGGAUCGCGCCGGGGGAGGUCGCGGCCACCGUGCCGGCGCUGGGGAUGGAGUUCGACUCCGUCGACGCCGCCAAGGGGUUUUACUACGGGUACGGCGAGAGGCUGGGGUUCAAGGCGCGCACGGGCUCUAACCGCCGCUCUGUGGGCGACGGCGAGAAGAUCAUGCAGCGGUUCCUGUGCUGGAGAGGCAAUUACGCGAAUCGGAGGAGUAAGGGGAAGGAUUUGGAUGACGCGAACGAGGCGGAGGAGGUGUCAGAGGGUGCUGCUGCUGCUGCGGGGAAGAGGAAGAGGGAGCCCCAUAUGACGAGGAGCCGCAAGCCUGGGAAGAAGAAUGCGGAGGUGACUGAGGAGGAUAAUAGGCUAGAGGUGGGGAAUGGGAGGGGAUCCAGGAAGGGUAGGAGUAAGAAGGAUGUGGUGGGGAAGUAUGGGGACACUAUUGAAAAGGAGGUGGCACAUGAUGCUGCUGAGGAGGAUGAAGGGGAGGAUGAAGGGGAGGGGAAUCACGAGGGAGUGGAAGAAGAGGAGUUCGAGGUGGAAGUGAAGGAAAGGAGGGGGAGGGGGAGGCCAAGGAAGGUUGUUGCGGAGGACAAUGCCCUGCAGGCACGAGUGUUGAGGGAACUCGGUGUGAGGGCGUCGCAGUACAGUAACGAGGAGAGGAAGAAGAUACUUAAUAAGUACCUCUCAAAGCGACAGAGCAGACCUACCUCGGGCAGGCCUACCAAGAUUGCCUCACGACAAGCUUUGGCUGAAAGGCGUAAGCGUGGUGAUGGAGGUAGAUUUUUGGCAAGGGAAGGGCAGCUGGAUUCAGAAAGGCGUUCCAAACGUCUUGAGAAGAAAAAUCUCAAAAAAGAAGAAGAGAAGGCUGAGAGCAAAGAAGAAGAAAUAAUUGCAGUGGAACCAGAUCCAGAAAUCGAAGUAGUUGCUGGACAAGGAGGAGAACCAAAGGUUGGGAUGGUGUUCCUGAAUGAGGACAAGGCCUAUGAAUUCUAUGUCAACUAUGCUGGAACUGCAGGGUUCAGUGUCCGAAAAGGCUGGUUGGACAAAACAGCAAAGAAUGUUACGAAAUCUCGGGCAUAUGUUUGUUCCAAGGAGGGAUUCCGUCCAAAAAGUGUCACUGCCGAAUCAAAGAAGCCACGGCCAGAAACAAGAACUGGUUGCCAGGCACACAUGACUAUUAAAAUUACAGCUAGUGGAAAAUAUGUCGUGACUGAGUAUGUGGCUGGUCAUAAUCAUGAUCUUGAAGCUCCCUUGGUGGACAUUCAGAUUUUGAGGUCACAGAAGUUAUUAGCAAAGGUACAACAGCCUCCUGAACAACCAAAAGUUAUUUUGAUACCAAAUGACUACAAGAACUACACAAGGACAAAACGUACAAUAAAUAUGCAAUUAGGUGAUGCCCAGACCAUUUGUGAAUAUUUACAAAGGAUGAAAGGUGAUAAUCCUUCUUUCUUUUAUGCCAUUCAAGUAGAUGAAGAUGACCAAUUCACAAAUGUGUUCUGGGCAGAUGUUAAAUCAAUGAUGGAUUAUAACUAUUUUGGCGAUGUAGUGUGUGUUGACACAAGAUAUUGCACAAGGGAUUACGGGAGACCGCUACUGUUGUUUAUUGGUGUUAACCAUCAUAAGCAGCCAAUAAUAUUUGGUACAGCAUUCAUUUAUGAUGACUCAGUUGAAUCCUUUAAAUGGUUGUUUGAAACUUUUAAAUGUGCUAUGAGUGGAAAGCAGCCAAAAACAGUUUUGACUGAUCAGUCUGCAGCACUUAGUGAUGCAGUCUCUUCUGUUUGGCCUGGGACAGCCCACCGAUUGUCACUGUUGCAUCUAUAUCUGAACGCUACCAAGAUAUUGAGGGAUACCUUCCAAGACUCAGAAACUUUUGCACGUGAUUUUAGUAGGUGGUUGUACGACUAUGAGGAGGAGGAUGACUUCUUAUCAAGCUGGGAAAUCCUUUCAGAGAAGUACAAUCUAAAGGGUAAUGAGUGGCUAAGUAAAUUGUACGAGGAAAGAGAAAGAUGGGCUUUACCAUAUGGGCAUGACACAUUCUGUGCUGAUAUUACAGCCACACUCCGAAGUGAUAAUACAGAUACUAUCCUGACAGAUCUUCUUAAACCAGAAAUAGAUCUUCGAAACUUCUUCAACAACUAUGAUAAAUUUUUGGAUGAGAAACGUCUAGCUGAACAACAAGCUGAUUAUCUUGGGGCUCAAAUGACACAAAGUGUAGCACCACUGCGGCUGCUUUGGCAAACCGCUAAUUCAUAUACUCCAACACUUUUUGAGAUGUUCAGGUUGGAAUUUGAACAGAUCUCGAACUGCAUGGUCUAUAGCUGUGGCGAGAUUGGAUCAAUAUCCGAGUACCAGGUAACUGUCAAAGACAGGCCUCGGGGUCAGUUUGUUAGAUUUGACUCAUCAGAAUGUAUGGUUGUUUGUAGCUGUAAGAAGUUUGAAUUCACAGGUCUUCCAUGUUGCCAUGUAUUGAAAAUACUAGAACUCAGGAAUAUUAAAGAACUUCCACCACACUAUAUCCUGAAAAGAUGGAGAAAAGAUGCUCAGAGUGAAUCUACAGGGGCGAACUACGGUUUUUUGGCCACAGAUGAUGAUCCCAAGUUUUCAUUGUCAAAACGGUACAACAUGUUGUGCCGGAAUUUAUAUAAAAUUGCAGCAAAAGCUUCAGGAAGCUUUGAAGCUUCUGCAUUCCUGGAGAGCCAAUAUGAACAGCUUCUGGAACAAGUGGAGGUACUUUUGCAAGCAAAGUUGCAUGAUAAAUCUUCCUUAAGCACUAUCCUGAAAGGCCAGCAGCAAAAUUUGCUUCAGAAUGAGGCUAGCAACAGCGAACCCCGCAGAGCAACCGGUAAGAAAAAUAAAAAUGCAGAGGUGCGUCGCCAGCAACAAAGUCCUCUUGAUUCAAAUAAGAAGAAAAAAGGUAGACAAGGUCUACUAGAGCCUGAGGAGAUCGAAAUUCCACUUAGGGUUGUUCCUCCCACGGUAUCAAAUGAUAUUACAAAUCAUUUAAGAAGUCCAACCAACCAAUUUCUUGCACCAAGCCAUAUAAUGCAGGCACCGUAUGUUGCACAGCAGUUUGGUCUUGGUUCUCUCCAGGGAUUUCCGGGCAUGUCACCAUUUGGGCAGAUUCAAGAACCAACACCUGCUCCUCUUCAGCAACCUCCUCAUCUACAACAACCACCCUUUCAUAGUGGUCCUCAAAUCCCCCAGGCUCCACCUCCAGACAUACAGUCAUUGCAGUUUCUUAGCAGCAAUCCUCAACUGGGCCACCAGACGACGGAUCAAGGCCAGUACACGAUUCCAGUCUGGGAUUUCCUGUGAAUAUGCGGUGUAUGCCUAAGUAGCAAUAGAGUUGUAAAUUAUGUAAUGACAAUAAUGUAGAGAAGGUUCCGCCUUGUGCGGCAUGUUUAUGUUAAUGUAGUUGUUGCGUAUGACAAAAUUGAAUGGAAUUUUUUGGGUUGGGCGCAAGGUUAAUGCACAAUUGAAGCCAAUCAAGAA